CAAAUUUUAAGCUUUGCCUUACUGGCUUUUCUUGCAGGAAGCUAACAGCAGUACUCACAUUUAUUGGAAGACUUCAAUGUUGGUCAAGCUGAUUUACUUUUAUGAUAAAUGCCCAGAUCCAGUAAGUUCUAGUGUGAACCCAUUUUAGUUUCAGAGACCUUUGCCUGCUAUUAGUGUAAUAGAUUGAUUUAUAGAAGAGAAAGAAUCUGUUGAAUUACUGGAAUAUGAAGUUAAGUUGGAAGCUUCGUUCGUCUGUUAGCGGUCACACGCACAUGCAGCUGCUUUUAAGAUUAGCAGUGGCCAUUCUCCUGAUGGGUUUAGCUUUUAGGCUUUUAUUUUUUAGCUCCCAAGAGUUAUCAUCGCCUGAUCUAGAAACUGCGCCUGCUGUUGCUAAAACUGAUGUGGCAGAAGCAACACGGCCGGAUAAUUUUACUAUUGAUGUUUCAGAAUAUGAAGAUCAGUAUCUACAGCCUGAAAAAAAGCCCGAAGAUGAGAAUGAGAUGCCUCAAAAAGUUGGCGGAGAAGAAAAGUGUGAUAUCUUUACUGGGGACUGGAUUCCAGAUCAAUCAGGACCUGUUUAUACCAAUGAAAGCUGUGCCUUCAUUGAGGGUCACCAGAAUUGUAUGAGAAAUGGGAGGCCUGAUACAGGGUAUUUAUUUUGGCGGUGGAAACCACAAAAUUGCCAGUUGCCUCCGUUUAAUGCAGAGAAAUUUCUCAGCAUGAUGAGAAAUAAGACAUGGGCUUUGAUUGGUGAUUCAAUAUCUCGUAAUCAUGUGCAGUCAUUGCUCUGUAUGCUCUCAACGGCUGAGAAGGCUGUUGAAGUUUAUCAUGAUGAGGAAUUCAAGUCUAAAACAUGGCAGUUUCCCUCUUACAAUUUCUCCUUGUCAGUUGUCUGGUCCCCCUUUCUUGCUAAAGCUGCAAUCUUUGAAGAUAUUAAUGGUGUUUCAACAUCUGAGGUUGAGCUUCAUCUAGACAAGCUGGAUAAAAAAUGGAUUGAUCAGUACUUUAACAUCGACUACAUGAUAAUUUCAACUGGUAAAUGGUUUCUUAAGUCUGCUAUCUACCAUGAGAAUGAUACAGUGGUGGGCUGCCAUUACUGCCCUAAAAGGAACCUGACAGAGUUGGGAUUUGAUUAUGCUUAUAAUAAAACCCUUCAUCAGGUUAUGGAUUUUAUCACAACUUCCAAACACAAAGGGUUGGUAUUUUUCAGAACAAGCACACCAGAUCACUUUGAAAAUGGGGAAUGGCAUAAUGGGGGUGCUUGUAAGAAAACAUUGCCAGCUAAAGAAGGUGAGAUUGAAAUAAAGGACUUGCACAGGAUUCUACGCAACAUUGAAUUAUCAGCAUUCCAGGAUGCAGCUGCAAAAGCAGCUGAAAGUGGGGUAAAAUUCAAACUUCUUGACUUCACUAAUCUUUUGUUACUGAGACCUGACGGACACCCUGGUCCAUACCGAAGUUUUCAGCCAUUUGCUGAGGACAAAAAUGCAACCGUUCAGAAUGAUUGUUUGCACUGGUGUCUACCUGGACCGUUGGAUGCUUGGAAUGAUCUAAUCAUGGAGAUGAUGAUUAAUACAUUAGGAAAUUGAUUGGAAUAUAGAUGGUUGGAAUCUGGCUUCUUCCCUUGAAAACAACAUUAACCUUAAGAAGGUUAAUCAUGUCUGGUGAUGAAGAGCAGAUAGAUGAUGAAUUCCUUUUUGUGUUUUCACUUAAUUACUUUUGUACGUAUAAUCGCCAUGUCGUUUGUAUCAAGAAUAGUUGAAAUCUGGUGGAAUCAAGAAGAGAGAACACUUUGUGAGUAGAAAUAGUUUAUUUUAAUUCUUGAGAUGUAUUCUUUAUACUUUAUAGUACAUUUUCUGGGAACAUAAUAUUGAAUUGUAUCUCUUUAAUGUGAAGCCUCACUGGCAUGAGUGGGCUAUAGUUUCUCUUACAGCUGCAUUUGAUCGGGUUGAGUCUGAAUAAAAUCUAGUUUGAAAUCAA
Mangifera indica (mango) is the source of this 1977-nucleotide messenger RNA. Its product is annotated as protein trichome birefringence-like 23. Bases 225 to 1586 code for a protein of 453 amino acids. Gene Ontology annotation, cellular component: Golgi apparatus. Gene Ontology annotation, molecular function: O-acetyltransferase activity. The record is from RefSeq and is a predicted model, not a curated record. The transcript is spliced from 4 exons. NCBI's taxonomy places the organism in Eukaryota, Viridiplantae, Streptophyta, Magnoliopsida, Sapindales, Anacardiaceae.